AGGUGUUAAGCUUCUACGUCUGUGUACCGGAAAGUAGUAGUUGUAAGACGUCAGAGAAAAUAUAUCAGCUUAUUGUUAAAUAAUUAUGACGUUCUUUCCAAUACAAAAAGUGUAGUAACUAUUGUUUCCAAACUAAGUUACUCACUCGUCAGCAGAUGGCGAUGAGCGUCUUUCAGCUGACUCUUCUUCCGUGACGUAUAAUGGACGGGACGCUUCUUCAGGAACAACAAGGCGCCAACUCUUUCAACCACCUCGAUAGCUUGCUAGCCAACAUAAAACUGAAGGAUUGACGCUUUAGACCAUGUUAAUGUACAUUAGCUAACCUCAGUGUUGUAAACGCAGUUACGUUGACGUAUCAACUGGUUAACUUUAACCUAAUUUGCAUGGUCAAUUUGCAAACGUGUUAAAGAUUGAUACUGAGCCUAGCACGAGGCUAGUCGCUAAUGCUAACUAGCUAGCUAACAUCCCUGACCAUGAGCUCACUAAACUACUCCUCCCUUGCUAAAGAAGAUGAGGUCUGCUGUUUGGAGAAAGAAGCUCUUGCGCUGAACAUGGAAGAAGAAGAGGAGGAUACAGUGAAAGGAGAGAAAGAACCUUUUAGAGAGGAAGAGGAUGCUGUCUCAAUAAAGGUGAAGGAGGAAGACAUUUUGGGAGUGAAAGAGGAGGAGACAGAAGAAGCUUUCAGGAUGAUAAAGGAGGAAGAGGAUGAUAUUACAGUGAAAGAGGAAGAUGGGAAAGAGGUUGUCAGCGUGGAAGAGGAGGUAGAAUCUUUCAGAAUCAAAGAGGAGGAAGAUGCCAUAACAUUGAAAGAAGAAGAGAAUGUAGUGAAAGAAGAGGAAGAACCUUUUGGAGUAAAAGAGGAAGAGGGAGCUAUCUCAAAAAAAGAGGAGGAGGAAGAUGUUUUAGGAGUGAAAAAGGAGGAGGAGUCAGAAUAUCCGAUUACCAUCAGUGAGUACUGUCUUAAAAACAGGGGCACAAACGAUGCUGUUGUUGAACUAAUGUGUGGUUUUAAAGGGGCAUUCUACUGAAGUUCUACACUUGAAUAUGUUGUUCAGUACUGUAGGAAUUGUUAAAGGGUCAAUCUGCCAUUGGUUCAUAUAUUUCGGGGUCUUUUCAAUUAGAUUUAUUGAAUUCUCCAAAAGCACCCAUUUUGUCGAACAAAUGCUUUUACAUUUGCAUUUUAGGCCCCGUUUAGAGAUAUUCAUGCAUCUGGUAAGACUCUGUGAUUGUAAUAGUAGAUCAUAAGUUUACCACCUGUUUGAUGUUCUCGUUCACACAGGAGAGAGACAUGACUAUUGUGGAUCCUCUGGGGAGCCUCAACAACAUCCUGAUGCUGACGAGGCAGAGAAGAGUCUCUCCAGAUCAGAACACCAGAUGGACAACGCUAGCCCUUCC
This is a messenger RNA of Oncorhynchus mykiss (rainbow trout), 1395 nucleotides long. The record is from RefSeq and is a predicted model, not a curated record. Lineage: Eukaryota; Metazoa; Chordata; Actinopteri; Salmoniformes; Salmonidae.